This is a messenger RNA of Doryrhamphus excisus (bluestripe pipefish), 3854 nucleotides long. RefSeq lists its product as uncharacterized. The record is from RefSeq and is a predicted model, not a curated record. Gene Ontology annotation, molecular function: clathrin binding; phospholipid binding. NCBI's taxonomy places the organism in Eukaryota, Metazoa, Chordata, Actinopteri, Syngnathiformes, Syngnathidae. Gene Ontology annotation, cellular component: plasma membrane; endosome; clathrin vesicle coat. Gene Ontology annotation, biological process: endocytosis.
CACGUUUCCGUCACAUUCUAUCAACGGUAGACGAGCAGGACGGGUAGACUCUUACUAGAUUCCGUUUAAUGAACUCUAGCUGUCGUCUUGUGGCCUUAAUGAAGCAUCUUAAGACGAUUGGAGCCGCUUGACAACAGCGCUCCUGCGCCGCCAUCUUGGCUCCACCAGCUGCUCUCCGAGGAGGAGGACGGAGCAGCAAUGAGCCACUAGCUGCUCUCAAGCUAGCUUCAUCGAUAUAGAUUGUGGACUCCUGGUCCUCCAUCACAAGACAUCAUGACGUCCUCCAUGCUCCGCAGACAGCUGAAGAACCUGGUCCAGAACUACUCUGAGGCCGAGGUCAAGGUUCGGGAAGCCACCUCCAACGACCCCUGGGGUCCCUCCAGCUCGCAGAUGGCCGACAUCUCCGACUUGACCUACAACGUGGUGGCUUGCAAUGAGAUCAUGACCAUGCUGUGGAAACGACUGAAGGACGACAAGAACUGGAGGCACAUCCACAAGUCGCUGACCCUGCUGGAGUACCUGCUGAAGACCGGAGAUGACCGCGUGCUCCUAAAAAUGAAGGACAACAUCUACAUUGUCAAAGCCCUCACAGAGUAUCGCUUUGUAGAGAAAGAUGGCAAAGAUCAGGGUUCCAAUGUGAGAGAGAAGGCCAAGGUGGUUCUUGUUCUCAUGGAGGACGAUGAGAAACUAAAAGAGGAACGAGACUUUGCUGUCAAGACCAGAGAGAAGACAUCCAAAGGUGCUGCAGCCUCAUCAACGGACAGCGUCAAGGAUCCCAACUACAAGCCGUGUUACGUUCCCGGAUCCACGGGGCUUCCAUCCUUGGACAACAUUCCCUCAGUGGCAGAUCUGACGGCUUCCUUUGCCGCCCGCAAGGAGGAACGCAUCAAGCAGGAAGAGCAAAAGAAGGAGACGGAGAGGAGGGCCAACAUGUCUGAAGAUGAGCUCAAGUGGGAGGAUGCAGGAAAAGGAGAGAGCGAUGUCCAAGAUGCCUGGGGGGGAGGCAAAAAGGAGGAGGAGGUCAAAGCAGGCCCCUGGGGGGUUCCGGAGGAGGCCACCGAUGCUUGGGGCGCACCUUCCAGACCCGACGCCUCAGAAACGGGUCCUGCUGAAACUAACCAGAAUUCUUUUGACUCUUCAUCAAAGAACGGAGAGCCUCCGAAGGACAAGCCAGACCCGUUUAACGCCUCCCCCGAUGGGCAGGAUCCGUUUCUGGCCCGAAACGGUUCCACACCAAAUGAGGCGUCACCCAACGAUGAACAAGAUCCGUUUGCUGCUCCUGAAAAUCAAACACAUCCAUUCAGUUCAUCAAAAAGUGACCCGUUUAAAACCCAAAAGGACGACCCGUUCAACACCCCGAAAGACGACCCGUUCACCACCCCGAAAGACGACCCGUUCACCACCCCGAAAGACGACCCGUUCAACACCCCGAAAGAUGACCCGUUCAACACCCCGAAAGAUGACCCGUUCAACACCCCAAAAGACGACGCAUUCAACACCCCAAAAGAUGACCCGUUCAACACCCCGAAAGACGACCCGUUCAACACCCCGAAAGACGACGCAUUCAACACCCCAAAAGAUGACCCGUUCAACACCCCGAAAGAUGACCCGUUCAACACCCCGAAAGAUGACCCGUUCAACACCCCGAAAGAUGACCCAUUCACCACCUCGAAAGAUGACCCGUUCAACACUCCGAAAGACGACGCGUUCAACACCCCGAAAGACGAUUCAUUUAACACUCCCAAAGACGACCCCUUCAAAGCCCCCAAAGACGACUCUUUCAGCGCCCCUAAAGAUGACCCUUUCAAUGCCCCAAAAGACGAUCCCUUCAACACUCCUAAAGAUGACCCAUUCAAUGCCCCUAAAGACGAUCCCUUCAAUGCCCCAAAAGAUGGUGAUGGAUUUAGCACCCCUAAAGACGACCCCUUUAGUACCCCUAAAGAUGACCCAUUCAACACCCCCAAAGAUGACCAAUUUAGUACCCCUAAAGAUGACCCAUUUAACGCCCAAAAAGACAACUCCCCCAAAGACGACCCAUUUGGCGCCCCUAAAGAUGACCCGUUUAGCGCCUCACAUAAUGACAACACGUCUGACGCCCAGAAAAACGAUCAGUUUAGUGCCCAGAAAGAUCCAUUUGUCUCCCCAGAAGAAGACCCCUUUGGUGCCCCUCAAGUAACAACUUCCUGUGAAGUGGGCCCCCCGAAAGUGGACACUUUGUCAGCACCUUGUACAAAUGCAGAAGAAACGCCCCCCUCCAAGGAAGAGCCCUUUUCUGCCCCCUCCAAAGAGGACCCCUUUGCAGUCCACUCUGACGCAUCACCAGACCCUUUCAGUGGCCCCCCGCUGAGCUCGUCUCAAAGCGGGGGGGACGCGUGGGGUGCUCCAUCGAGUUCUGCACCCCCUUCUUCCUCGGAUCCUUGGGGGGCCGGACCCAGUGCUUCUACACCUGUUGAUGAUGGCGAUCCAUUCGGGGACGGCUCCAAGGCCGACCCAUGGGGGGCUACAGGUUCAGAUGAUGCCUGGGGGGCACCUUUGCCCCCGAAAAGCGACCCAUUUGGAGACGGCACCUUUAAGGCCAAAGGAGGCACAGAAAACACCUUCUAGGGAGCUGUGUCGCAGCACCACAGGAGGUGUCCACAAAGACUGCUUGGUGGGGGGCGUGGUUGCUUUACAUGGACCGCCUGCUUUGUUGUCCCCCCCCCCAGCAUGACACACCCCCACCUCUCAAUUUUAGGAAGGGUUCAUGAGUGAUGGUCUCCGUGGUUACAGUCAUGAGACAGGCAGAGAGGGGCGGAGACAGUUUGGACUCAUGAAUAUUAAUCAGUGGCGUGUAUGAUGGCGUUUAUUGUGUUUGUAGCCGUGUGUAGAUGUUACGUGUGUGUAGAUGUUAGCAUUAGCAUUGUCUUGGCUCCUCUCUGCCGUGUCUAAAGCUGAUGGCUUGACUGUGUUUACAUUUCGUCCCCCGCCCCCUGGCCCUGUAACUGACUUGGUGUGUGUGUGUGUGUGUGUGUGUUGGUGUAAAUAGUGCUGAUCACAGAGGAACCUUACAAUCACAAUUAACUACUAUUGGUUUGUAGCUUGAAUAUUGGUUGAUGCCACAAUGCAGCAAAGGUCAAAGUUUAGGUCAGUUUUUGUUUGUUGUUGUGAGUGUUCAAGUGGUGAUGAUGACGAGGCAUCGGCUUCAUUACCGGUCAACUCAGUAACCAACAGUGUCUUUAACCUCAACAUGCUAACAUGCUAACACGCUCCUCCAGACGAUUACCCAACCGAUCAUCUUUGAUCGCUUCACCCAACUAAUCAUACGUUCAUUUAAAUGCACAAUAAUAAGAAAAACUGUCUAAAAAAAGUCCACUGAUGUAUUAUUUCCUACCGAUAACAUAAAAUAUGUGCACUACAACAACGGAGGAAUAAAAGGAUGCAAUAAGAGACAUGUUGGCUGCACGUGAGGUUGAAAUUGAAUGACGUCCUGGCCUUUGCUUACAUUCACCACAAGAGGGCGACAAAUACUCCCAAGACUACAGCAAGACAUCAGUGACAAUGCGUGAUGACGUAACGGAAUUGUUUGCAUUCCCUGCUUUAUUUUUGUAUUUGGAUGACAGAGUCAUUAAAAUAGAGCGUGUGCGCGUGAGACGUGCUUGCAUGUACAUGAUUAUAGUAUUUGUGUUCCUGAUGUAAAUAGUGAGAUACUGUAUAUUACUGUAUAUUAUCAGGUGAAUAUUUAUUGAUGCGGCAAAGUUCAGGUUUUUGUGGCUGUGAAAGACCCGAUGAUGAUGAUGAUAAAUGAUUAGUCAGCUUCUACUAUAAUAAUACUAUUGCAGUAUUUACAUCCGACAGUCAUCACUUUAUUGUUCAAA